Closterium sp. Yama58-4 is the source of this 1152-nucleotide messenger RNA. NCBI's taxonomy places the organism in Eukaryota, Viridiplantae, Streptophyta, Zygnematophyceae, Desmidiales, Closteriaceae. The record is from the annotation of a GenBank genome assembly.
AUGAAUCACGGCCCUCACGGACUUGGAAACGUCCAUGCAGCACCGAAUCAGCGCCGAGGAGCAAUUGUCAACGCAUUCCGCGCAGCCAGCAUCAAUGACGCGUCACCGUCACACUUUGACGGGGACAGGCUCGGGGAAUUUCACAAGGCUGGAGCUUCUGACGUGGAGUUGUACAGGAGGAAUGGUGGCGGCACCAGAAAUGAGCAAGGCGUGAAUAGUUUCAGCAAAUAUCGCCGUGAAGAUGAAGGUGUGAAUCAUCAUAGGAUUGUGGGGAUGGCCGCAUCUGCACAGAAUAACUUAGCUGGUGAUAGUGGUGAUUACAGUGGUGGUGACUAUAGCGGUGGUGACUAUAAUGGUGGUGACAACGGUGGUGACUAUAAUGGUGGUGACAACGGUGGUGACUAUAAUGGUGGUGACUAUAAUGGUGGCGACUACGGUGGUGACAAUGGUGGUAACUACAAUGGUGGUGGUGACUACGGUGGUGACAAUGGUGGUGACAACGGUGGUGACUAUAAUGGUGUUGACAACGGUGGUGACUAUAAUGGUGGUGACAACGGUGGUGACUAUAAUGGUGGCGACUACGGUGGUGACAAUGGUGGUGACUAUAAUGGUGGUGACUACGGUGGUGACAAUGGUGGUGACUACGGUGGUGAGAACGGUGGUGACUAUAACGGUGGUGACUAUAACGGUGGUGAUAACGGUGGUGACUAUAAUGGUGGUGACAAUGGUGGUGACUACGGUGGUGACAAUGGUGGUGACUACGGCGGUGACAAUGGUGGUGACUAUAAUGGUGGUGACUAUAAUGGUGGCGACAACGGUGGCGACUAUAAUGGCGGUGACAACGGUGGUGACUAUAAUGGCGGUGACAACGGUGGUGACUAUAAUGGAGGUGAUGACGGUGGUGACUACAAAGGUGGUGACAACGGUGGUGACUACAGUGAAGGUGACAACGUUGGUGACUAUCCUGGUGGUGACAUUAGUGAUUAUAUCGCCAUUUACAGCGUUGGUGUCAAAGGGGAUGGCUGCCCUGAUAGUGGUGAUGGUGGAAACGGGGGUGCUGACGGUGGAAACGGGGGUGUAGAUGGUGGAAACGGGGGUGCAGAUGGUGGAAACGGCGGUGCAGAUGGUGGAAGCGGCGGUGCAGAUGAGUAA